This is a messenger RNA of Galleria mellonella (greater wax moth), 3274 nucleotides long. RefSeq names its product phosphatidylglycerophosphatase and protein-tyrosine phosphatase 1 (gene PTPMT1). NCBI's taxonomy places the organism in Eukaryota, Metazoa, Arthropoda, Insecta, Lepidoptera, Pyralidae. The transcript has 6 exons. Gene Ontology annotation, molecular function: phosphatidylglycerophosphatase activity; protein tyrosine/serine/threonine phosphatase activity; phosphatidylinositol-4,5-bisphosphate 5-phosphatase activity. The record is from RefSeq and is a predicted model, not a curated record. Gene Ontology annotation, biological process: protein dephosphorylation. Bases 150 to 740 code for a protein of 196 amino acids.
AUCAAUGACAGUAGAUUACAGCUGUCUGAGGCUCUACAACUGUCAGUGUCAACGUCAAACCUAGGAGGAUGUUCUCAUAACACUUUUACUUUCUAUUUACCAAAUUUAAUUAUAUUCAACAAUCCCCACCACGAAAACCAGUUUUCACCAUGACCACGGCAAUGUUCGCGAGAGUGACCUUCUACCCCACGCUCCUGUACAAUGUGGUGAUGGAGAAGAUCACCAGCAGGAGGUGGUACGAUAGAAUGGAUGACACAGUAAUCCUCGGCGCCCUACCUUUUCAGAGUAUGACCAAACAGUUAAAAGAAGAAGAGAACAUCAAGGGAGUUGUCUCAAUGAAUGAAACAUAUGAACUGAAGAUCUUCUCCAACGAUGCAGAGAAAUGGCGGGAACAGGGCGUGGAGUUCCUUCAGUUAGCGACCACAGACAUCUUCGAAUCCCCCGACCAGGAGAAACUGUUUGAAGGGGUCAAGUUCAUCAACAGGUUUCUGCCAACCACUAGCAAACUAUCCGGCGUGCCUAUGGAGGGCGAGCAAGUGAACAGCGGCACAGUAUACGUGCACUGCAAGGCGGGCCGCACGCGCAGCGCCACGCUCGUCGGCUGCUACCUCAUGAUGAGGAACGGCUGGUCCCCGCAAGAGGCGGUCGAGUACAUGCGCAACCGUCGGCCGCACAUCCUGCUCCACACCAAGCAGUGGGAGGCGCUGCGCAUCUUCCACGAACACCACGUGCACACGUAACGAUAGGUAGGUGGUACGUAGCUAGGCAAUUACACAUUCAUUAAAAAAAAAAAUUAAAAAGCAAACGUCUAGUAAAUCUAUUUUGGCUGUUACAAUGUUUUGUCUCUGUUUUUGAGCGAAAUUUCUAUUUUUAAUUCACGAUUGGGGCUUAACGCGACGCGCUUAUAGGUAUUCAGUAGCUACAUAUCUGAUUUGUAUUGCUAUUAUUAUUUUUAAUAUACAAUCGAUUUUUAAAAAAAAAGGAGCCUCUAAAUUUGAUUAUUAUUAAAUAAACAACAAAAUUUUUGUUGUUUGUUACCUCAUCACUCCGUCAAUUUUUUUUUUUUUUGUAUUUGAAAGUACAUGCUUACGAUUGGAUCCAUAGAAAUUUUAUUAAAAUAGGUUCAGUAGUUUAGUUUUUAAAUAAAAAAUAACUGGUUUUGUACAAUUGAAAGUAAAUUAUUUUUGUGGAACACAAAUCUUUUAUAUAAGCAAUAGUAAUUAUGUGAAAGUGGCCGAGGAAACUGCGUAAACUGCCAAAAUAAGACGUAGCAAUCCACGUUGAAACGUUGGCAAUUAAAAUCAUGUAUUUAGGUAUGACUAACCUAUAAUCAAGUCGCGUUGAGUCCCUAUAGUGUAUUUAAAAUAUUAUAAAUUAUAAAACCCUUAUAGUUAAAAUAGGUUAGUAUCUUAUAGUUUAUUAAUAAAAUGAAAUUAUUUAUUUAUUUAUUUAAACUUUAAUACACAGUAAAAUUGUAUGUACAUUUGGCGCACUUAACACCGGACGGUGUUCUCUACCAGUCGACCAUUGGGUGAACAGAGAAAUAAGUAGGCGGUGCAUUUUUGUAUUGAACGAAUAUGAAAAAUGUAUGUGUAUUUUAUACGUUGGCUAUUUUGUGAAUAUAGUAAUAAUAGAUAAUUGUAUGUAAUAAUUAAUUUUAAUCAGUCAAUUUUUUUUUGUACUCUGCAUUUAGUAAACAAUAAUGAUAUGUUAAAGAUUAAUUUAUAAUUAAAUUUUUAAUAUGUUUAACAAUUUAAUAUAUUGUUCUCCAACUGUACUGUGUUUUUUGAUGAAUUUUAUAGAUUUAAUACAUUUAUAUACUUGUAUACUCCUUAACAAACAAACAAAUCAAGUAAAAUAGAUGUCCUUGAGUUUGGAGCCUGGUGAUCAGUAAGCCGGGUUAUAACUCCUCAGGAAUGGCAACGCAUGGGGGGGUAUCAUGGGCGAAACAGUAUACUCUGUUAUGUCCGUCAGCUUGUUUGCCAUUCUAAGUUGUAUAAAAAAAUCCUAGUACUGACACCAGUCUCUCACAAAGAUUGAUUUAAAUUGUAACCUAUGUGGCUGUAAGUUUUGUUAUUUUGUAAGAGAAAUAAAUAUAUAUUUACAUUCACAUAGAUUUAGGUAACGACUUGAUAGAAUUUGCCUCGAUAACAUUCUACAAAAUAAUAUUUAAAAUUACACGUAGAUUUUAUUUUGAAUUAAUUUGGGACCAGCAAAUGAAUAGACAUUAACGAUUGCAAAAAUAAUCAUUAAAAUCAAUUCGAAAUUAGCCUACUGGAGUAGCGUACAAUAGAGAAAUACAGACGAAUUCAGAAUCUCACUCUCUUUUUUAAAUAGCUUUAUAAUAUUCUGUAUUUUGUAUCAGUAUUUUUUCCUAGAGACUACAGUAUGGGGUUCUUCAAAAGAAUAUGUUAAGGUUUCUUCAAGGUCGACAACGUGCACGUGACACCCCAUUUUUUGUUUUGUUUAACUUGUGGAAAAUCUUCAGCAAGACCGUCCCAUCUGCCGGAGGGAGGGCAGCUGGGGUGUGUGGGAUUCGUACCCACUAAAAACCACACGAUUUACCUCGAGGCGCUUAUGUUGGAUCCCGGGUUCCCGUUUGUACGACUACCGAGUAUCCAACGCGACGGCCCGCCCUGUAAGUGGUGUAGGGCAGGCCUCUCUUAGUUAGGGCGGGGAAUGUCCUUCCCACCCUACCAUCACAGGAGGGCACGGAUACGUGCGCACACUUCCUAGAGUCAUAUGUAGGGUGUGCAUCAACACGUGACACCCCUAGUGUUGCAGGCGACUAUACCAAAAAAGAUAUUAUGUAUAUACAGGGUAAUAAAAAAUAAUAGUAUAUGAUUAAUUCUUUUUUUUUUGCUUAUUUAUUUGAGACAGAGAUAAUAUACUUGAGUGAUAGUGGUUCCUCUAAGUACAGACAGCAAUAUUAAUUUUAUAUUGCUGAAUAUUCCAUAUAGUGAAAGCAACAACCCAUUUAAGUCUUCCAAAGUUUUAAUUUUACGUCUCAUUUUGUAGGUAGUUAGUUAAUAAAUUUGUAAGUUAAUCAAAUUUAACACGUUUACGCCGGGGCCGACUUUAAUGUUUUUGCUGCAAGGCGGCGCUCUGAUUGAUGCUACGCUUCAUGAUCGAAUACGUACCACCGGUGGUACGCGCCGCCAGAAAAGACAGUCUAGCGCGGACCACCGGUGGCCCGCGCCGGCGUGAAUGUGUUAAUACAUAUUUAUGUAAUAAAUAUGUUAAUGUUAAAUAUAAAUAAUUUUAAAAAUCGUUA